Bacillus rossius redtenbacheri is the source of this 4038-nucleotide messenger RNA. RefSeq names its product sentrin-specific protease 6-like. NCBI's taxonomy places the organism in Eukaryota, Metazoa, Arthropoda, Insecta, Phasmatodea, Bacillidae. Gene Ontology annotation, cellular component: nucleus; cytoplasm. The coding region runs from base 497 to 2986 and encodes 829 amino acids. Gene Ontology annotation, molecular function: SUMO-specific endopeptidase activity. The transcript is spliced from 2 exons. The record is from RefSeq and is a predicted model, not a curated record. Gene Ontology annotation, biological process: proteolysis; protein desumoylation.
UUAUUUCGUUUUAAAGGUGGCUUUAUGAUGGCGAUGAUAACAACAGCGAAGCGAUAUAAAGUUUUUGUUAAAGUAGUAGGUAUAUAGAUGGAAUGAACUGAGCUAAAUAAUAUAUGUAUAUAUAUUUUUUUGCGUUGAUGAAAUACUUGGACUACAUUCUGUAAUGUCCCUGGUUAGUAAUAUGACUUUUUAACAGUGUUAAUUUAGUUUUGGGCGAUGUUAAAAGUUGUGUUGAAUGAAAGGAAUUUUCUGUUGGUCAGUUGAAUUCAAAGCAGUAAUGGAUGGUUACUCUGACAUGAUACAAUAGAUGCUGAUUAUCUGCUCCUCCAGAAUUACUUCAUUGAUGGAAGAAUAGUUCAACUGAACUAUUUAAUGCAAAAUGCUUUUAGUGUUGCAUUUGAAAAUUUUGAAGUAGUGCUAUGUUGUAAAAUCACUCUUGUGAGAAAGUUAAAUUAUAAACACUUAGUGGUUUGAGAACGCCAUAUCAACCACCACCAUGGUAACAAGAACAAAUCCGGAAGUGAAACCAGACUACAAUGAGUCCAAAAUUGAUGAAGCUGGUACUUUUUUUUCUUUGUCAUGCCAUAAUUUCAAAAUGGGCUUAUUUUCAUCACAACCCAAACAUGUUGUAAUUACGUCCACAGGUAUAAAUAUUGUACUGCAAGAAACUAGUGAAACAUUCCUAAUUGGAAUAUCUGAUAUCAGUGAAAUUUUGUAUUACUUUGGCCCUCCAUAUUCUGUAAUUUUCAUAUACUGUCAGCCAUCAUUUAGUGAUAAAGUGCAGCUUGUGUUGCAGCUGUUACAGGCUGUUGAAGAUCCUAGGAUAGACAGUGUAACUGAAGAAAUAGAACUAGUGACACUUACUCUGUAUGAAAUUGAUCAUGAGUCGAAAAUUAUGUUUAAAAACGUUUUUUCUUCUGUGACUUGUAAGGAAUUAAAAUGGCCUGAAGCCAAUAAGUUACACUUAAAACCUAAUCAGAUAGAACACAAGGAUGAUGUUUCUUCAACCAAAAAGUCUGGUUCAAGGCAUAGUCAGCUUCGUAAGAUCGAAAGAGAGGCUGCUCGUUUGAAGACCCCUGGAACACUCAAAACUAUUCUUGUCUACCCUCCACCUCCAGCACCUGGUGGGAUUGCUAUAAAUACGGGAGACUAUGCUUGUUUAGAAAUUGAUCAGUUUCUGAAUGACAUUAUUAUAGACUUUUACUUAAAUUACCUGAUGAUUUCUGUUCUGAGUGAAUAUGAUCAGUCACGAACGUUUAUUUUCAGCACUUUUUUCUACAAGAGGUUAACUUCUCCGACAUCAUAUGCAUUUGAAAGUGACCCAAGCUUGUCUCCUGCUGAAAAGAGACACAGACGUGUGAAAAGUUGGACAAAAAAUGUUAAUUUAUUUGAGAAAGAUUUCAUUGUAAUUCCAAUAAAUAAAGACUUGCAUUGGUUCCUAGCCAUUGUAUGCUUUCCAGGACUUACAGGAUGUGUAAAAAUGUCAGACAAUUCGCCAGUGGAAAAUGUCAGGAGACCUGCUUCAUCACGCGUGUCCAUGAAAGGGGACACCAUCACAAUACACGAUGAUGAGCAGUCGCCAGUACAGGAUGAGGCGGAGAGUGAAGACGAAGACAUCAUAGAUGAGCUGUUUGCCGACGAAACUGAAUCUGCUAUUCUACCAGAUGAUGGAGACCAAAGAGAGGUAAAGUGUGAACCUUCUGAUGCCGAGGAAAAACUUAAAGAGGCAAGAGAGCCAAUAAAGCAACCUUGCAUACUUUUAUUCGACUCUCUGCUGGGUGAAAACAGAAGACGUGUAAUAGCGACACUGCGAGAGUACCUUGCUGUGGAGUACAAAGUGAAAAUGGGCAAGGAGCGAGAGUUUACCAAAGAUACAAUUGUUGGAAGUUGCCCUAAAGUUCCCCAGCAACACAAUUUCACUGAUUGUGGAUUGUAUCUUCUGCAGUAUGCAGAAAGUUUUUUCAGUUCUCCGAUCACUGAUUACCGCAUCCCGAUACAGACUCUGGAUGACUGGUUCCCAGAAGAGAUUGUUAAUCAUAAACGUCAAGAUAUUUGCAUGAUACUGCACAAACUCAUGAAAGAAAAUAACGUGGACUUUGAUGAGUUGGAUCUGCCGCAAUUGCUGUUCUACGAAAGUCCAGCGGUAAACGAAAUGUUGGAUGAAGACACUAAUGGAAGCGAAGAUGGAAAACAUGAAUCAGAAUGUGAAGAUGGUUUUGAAAAUGAUUCUGAUUUUGAUGUCGGAGAACUAUAUGAAUCUGAAAUGUUGAAAAGGAAGCUAGAUGAAGAUGAACUGAGCGAUGAUGAUGGUAUGAGUGUUUUGAGUGAAGAUGCCUUUUGUGAAGAUGAUCUGUGUGGAAACGAACAGCUCGUGGAAGAAGGCGAAAUACUGGAAGAGGGAGAAGUUCACUUGCCGGACUUCGAAGAAUGUGACAUGCCGGAGGACGGUGAAGUUUGUGAUGAUGAUUUAGAGGAGGAUGCUUAUUUUGAGGAUGGAGAGUUGUGUGUAGGCAUCGGAACGCACGAAGAGGAAGAAUUUGAGGGUGAGAAUCUACAAGAUGAUGUAUUUAAUGGUGGAGAAUUUGAGAACAGUGAAGAGGGCGGUGACAGCAGACAGUUUCCUGGUGGUAGUAAUUUUCACGAUGAAUUUGAUGAAGAUGACAUUGAUGACGACGAUGAGCUAGAUGAUUUUGAUGAAAUACCUGAUGAUUUGCUGAAUAGAAGUGGAAGUGUGUUUAAUAAAAAUAAUGGCAUGGUGCAGUGGAAAUAUGUGAAAAGGCCCAGUAGUAUCAUUCCAAGCCAGUGUGUGACUUCCAGUAGUAACAGCACUCCAGUACUUGGGAGUAACCAUUUACCUAAAUCCUGGACUUCUACAAAAAAGAAAAGAAGUAAUCCCAGUGCGACAUCCAGUGUUUUUUAUCGGUUCUCACACAGAGAAAGUUUUCAAGGAUUGGAGACACCACAAAAGAAAGUAAAAAAGAAGUAAAUUAAGGUUCACAUACUGUUUUAUUUGUGUUCUCAGUAUGAAGUUUAUGCUACAUUUUAAGUGAACAUUUCUUUUGUUAUGAAAACUGAUUGUUACUAUACAGAGAAAAAAAAUUGUCUUUAUACAUAUACCCCUAAAGACAUUUCAAAAUGAAAAUUUUAUUUUGUAGUUUCUUUCUAUAUGUUUAAAUACAGUAAAGGUAAAAAAAAUUUAAAGUAAAUAAUCAUCUAUUUGUUGAUUUUAUUAUUUAUUGUUUUUGAUGUUUGAAGAACUUCACUUCUAUGAUGAAUUUGUAUUACGAUUAUUAUUUUUAGAAUUGGGGUAGUUUCUUGAAAAUGUGUAGUAGGUAUGCAUUUGCAGUUUGUACAUUUUACAAGGAACUUGUUUGAAUGUGACACCUCUUAAUAUUUGAACCAACAUCGAUGUAAAGUAUAAUUAAUUGUAAAUACACACUGUAAGCUUCUCUGUUGAGGUGUGUUGAAUGUUUGCGUCAUUUAUAAUAAGCACCAUUUAUUGUAUUUAUUUGGUUGUGUUAGCAUACUUAACUAAUUGGAUUUGUGUGCAAAAACCAACAUUUUUAAACUUAUUUUACUAUUGUUACCUCUGGAAAAUUGCAUUAAGAAAUAUUGACUUCUUCUUCCUGGCUGUUGCGAUUGGGAAAAUGUUGUUAGCACUCUAGUUUCAUCAAACUUCUUUACGACUGUGGGGUAAUAAUUUAAGGUGAUCGAAAAAUGUACGUGUGUAUUCUUAAAAUCAAAAAAAAUGAUUGCCUACUUUACAUAGUUUAAGACCUUGUAAUGGUGUGAACUUGAAGUUACUGUACACUUCUGUUUUUUUUUUUUUUUACAUGAACUGUUAUCUUAUUUACUGAAUAGUGUACAGUAACUAGGAAUAUUAUGAUGUGCCCUCAAUUUCUGUCUCUUGGGCGAGGCUGUGUGGUCUUGUGAUUAUAAAAAAGUGUGUGAGGAUGAGAAUGCCUAGUAAAAUCAUAGGACGUGUGUGUAAAACAGAAUAAAAGCCAGUACAAUUAAAAUCCUGAUGAUGCUGCUGAA